UGGGAACAUCGUGAGGCAUAUUUUCCAUAUUAUUAGGGAAGAGGAGCUUUCACUUUGUUUUUACCCACUCAAGGCAAGGAUAGAGAUAGUGAUGAGGGAGAUGAUAAACCAUUCCUGUGUCUGUCGUUACUUCUCAAAGGCUUCUGCGUUCCCCUUCAUUGGCUGAUCUUCUUGGGACCAAAAUCGCUGUGUUACCACUUACCAGCUUAAACGAAUCAUGAAAUUCAGGGGAAAGCUGACAAAAGUUGUCACAGAAGCAGUUAAUGACCUCAUUGAAGAUAUAAAAACUUGCCAUGAACAGAUUGCGGAUCUGAUGGUGGAGCUUAUGCAUCAAAAUGAGAUGGUACUAACCUUAAUUAGGUCAGUCGAUAACCGUGAAGAAGUUCCUAUGUGCUGCAAAGAAGAAACGACCAUUCCAGGUCUUUGUUGCUAUGGGUGCUCCAAAGUAUCUGGGUCAUGUUAUUGUAAAAGAGUUGGCUGCAAAAGGUAUACAAAUUACAAUGAUUACCGAUUCUUCAGUUUUUGCCAUGAUUUCACGAGUAAACAUGGUAAAUGUUCACUUUGCUUACUCUUUUUCUUUUAUGUGAAUUUUAUGAAUAAUGUACCCAUAUUUUUUUGAAACUUCGCAUACAGGUCAUAGUUGGGGUUCAUGCCGUCAUAGCCAAUGGCAGUAUCAUAGCUUCUGUUGGGACGAAUAUGGUUGUGUUGACCUUAAAAACUAUCAAGCCUAUGUGGCGCAUAGGCCGAGUAAUAUAUGAGCUAACUACAUUUGGUUGAAUG
Messenger RNA from Malus domestica (apple), 780 nucleotides. RefSeq lists its product as uncharacterized. The record is from RefSeq and is a predicted model, not a curated record. NCBI's taxonomy places the organism in Eukaryota, Viridiplantae, Streptophyta, Magnoliopsida, Rosales, Rosaceae.